AUAGUUGUCGGAACUUUUACCUGGGACUUUUUAGACCACCGUCACUUAGACCGUUUUUUGGCUUAAGCAUAGGCAGUUUGAGCCUUGGAUGACGUAACGGAUCAAAACAACAACAAAAUUUUUUUUCAAGAUGAAAGACAAAGAUGGGUGGAAUCAUUCAUGAAAAAUAUCUUUUUGAAGGGCAUCUUUUGGCAAGAGAGAACCCUUCUGGUGUUUAUAAAAUAUUUCGCCAUAAUUUGAGAUGUCUGGCGAUCAAAAUCGGCGAACUGCGCGUGGAAACUCAACCGUAACAGUUCGUGCUCAGCCUUUGAGUGACAAGACUUACGUGGAAAGUGUUGUUGACUUUCUUCAUGAAGUAGUACCACAGGCUGUUGCUGGGGGCUGCAGAACGGAGGAUUAUGAUCACAUUAGUUGGGUCAAACUAGAAAAAUAUGAUAUUGAAUCAAGCAAGACUCCACAUGAAGCAAAUAGCUUGCUAUUUCUAGUUAUUGGAUACACUAAUGGCUAUCAAAUCUGGCACAUUAAGUUAAAUGGUGAAGCAGAAGAGUUAGUUUCAGUUCGUCAGGGUCCAGUGAAAGUUGUUCAUAUUGUUCAAACACCCAAUCAUGAGGACCAGAACAUUGACAUGUAUCAUGACAAACGGCCAUUGCUAGCAGUCUGUGAUGCUGCAAGUUCAUCUUGUCCUUUUUCUACUGUGAAGUUUUUGCCUUUGGGUAAGGGUGAUUUAAUAAAGACAACAGAUUUCAAAAGUGAAGUGUACAGUGUUCACUCAAAUAAACGGGUAACUAUAGUGUGUUUGUCAGAGAGGAUUGCUGUGUUAGAUGCAUCAACAUUGUCAAAAAAGUUUGCAAUAACAAAUUGCUAUCCUUCUUGUGAACCUAAUGUCAAUCCAGUGUCACUUGGUUCACGUUGGCUUGCAUUUGCUGAUCGAAAGUUACUGCCAGUAUACCAGUCAAGAGGUGGGGUCUCCUCGGAGAAACUUAUUUCCUACACAUCAGCCGUCUUUAAUGCAGCGAAGACGAUCAGCAAAGGAUUGUCGUUAGUUGGAGAAACAGUGGGUCGUUUGACUGGUUCUAAUAGCUUUGAAAGUCAAGUGAACGAAUAUCCUCAAUCGAACACAACAGCGUACAAAUCAAUGGCUCCUGGGACUGUCACUGUGAUAGACAUCGAGAACCAUUAUGAGAACGAGAAAGACGAUGAGUUAAGGGGACGAGCUAUUGCACAUUUUCUAGCUCAUAACGGACAACCGAUUGCUGCGUUGUCGUUUGAUCCUAGUGGAUCUUUGUUAUUUACGGCGGAUACAUUCGGUCAGGAUUUUCACAUAUUUCGUAUCCUGCCUCAUCCUAUGUGCCCCUCACUUGGCUCUGUUCAUCAUUUGUACACGCUGCACCGUGGAGACACCAUGGCAACGGUGUGUAAUGUUGCAUUCAAUAACGAUUCUCGUUGGAUAACUGUUACCACACGUAGAGGAACAACUCAUCUCUUUCCUAUCACUUCCUAUGGCGGAAGUGUAAGUUUACGGACACACAACAGCAGUCGUGUUGUAAAUCGAAGCAGCAGAUUUCAUACAAGUGCCGGUCUGGAAGAUCUAAAACGAAGUAGUGGUAAUCAAACUGCAAAUGUAUUUCAACAAGGCUCACCAACUAGUAGUCUCGUGGGACCGUUCACUACUGCAAAAGAUAGCCUGAUGGUUGGUAAGAAUGGUUUGGUUAAUCCCAGGAUGCCUCCCUUUCCUCCACCCGAUGUUAUUUUGGCGUGCGUUCAAAUCAAGCUAGGAGCUUCAUCUAGGGGUAGUACCGCUGGCAAUAGUACAUGCAAUUCACCCACGACCAUGUCGAGAGCAAAUGGGUUUUUUUCAACCGAAUCUGUUGCUGGUUCAGCACUAUUCGCGGCGUCUAGAGCAUGGAUUACAGGCAAUAGUAAUUCUCCUAAUCGGAUAGACUCCUCGAAAUCACCUCCUGUUGAUCCACUCUUCGUGAUCAGUAAUUAUGGAACACUCGUGGAAUUCAAUAUUGACAUUGAACCAUUGAAAAACAGUCCCCUGAGUGAAGAGAUGCCGUUUCAAGCGACAGCUGAAGGAAAAGGAAGAUGGAUAUUUUCUAGACGCGCGACAAUGGCAGAGAACAGAGCAUCUCUUGUUGACGACAUAAUCGCAUGUCAAAGUUUUAACAACAUGAACAAACCACGAAAUUCUCCACACGGAAUUACGUUAAAAGAGAGCUCUGAAAGUUUUCGAGAUGACAAUUGGCUGGCGAAUAUCGAGAUAGAAACACAUGCUCCACCUCAUAGACGACUUUGGAUGGGUCCUCAGUUUGCCUUCAAGACCUUUCAACCACCUGGGAGUAUGACUUACGGGCAAACGCCCGAAUCGGCUGGAGCAACAAUAAGGACCCACGAUGGUGACUCUUUGGAUCUGUACACAGAGGAGCUCGAUUUGCAGUCUCUACGGAUCCAGCCAGUCCGUUCAGAUCCCUUACCCACCCCCAAAGCCAGGUAUGUGCUUGCGAGUGCACGGACGAACUUUGACGAGAAUACGAUGUUUGUGGAUAACGGACCAGAAAGUUUGACAGACAUUUGUGGCUUGUGGCCUGCUGGGGAGGAACUGAUGUCACUAGAGAAUGGAAAAUUGAUUGAAAGCAUCGCAGACGCUAUGAAUGAUAUUUCGGAGCGAUCGUCAGUUUCUGAUGAUGAUGAUUUUGCAAUUUUUCCUCCUAACCUUCCUGAAGCAAGUUUAGUUAACUCUUCUUCCAGCAUGUCUCCUGACUGUUAAACCGGUAUGGGUCAAGAAGGGAAUAGAUCAAUGCUUUUCACUGUCCAUAAAGUGCAUCAGUGGCUCAGUUUCUGUCAAAGUUUUGUUGCCAUUAGCUUUCCUUGGUAUUGCUUCAUUGGAACAUUCGCCUCUUAGUUGCUCAUUUCAUAAUAUAUUUUGUAUUCUUGUUGUACUUAUUAUGUAAAGUGGUCGUAUGUAUAGUGUAAAAUAAAUGGAUGAAAAAUUUCAAAAAAAGUCUGUACAUAUUAUGUUAUAUGUACAUAAUAGUUGUAUUAAUAAUUAAAAAACAGGCUCUCACAAAAAAAAGGGGGAAAUAUAUUCUUUGUUAUUUUA
Messenger RNA from Xenia sp. Carnegie-2017, 3103 nucleotides. RefSeq names its product BCAS3 microtubule associated cell migration factor-like. Gene Ontology annotation, biological process: response to starvation; autophagy. Gene Ontology annotation, molecular function: protein binding. The transcript has 21 exons. Gene Ontology annotation, cellular component: cytoplasm. Bases 242 to 2770 code for a protein of 842 amino acids. Lineage: Eukaryota; Metazoa; Cnidaria; Anthozoa; Malacalcyonacea; Xeniidae. The record is from RefSeq and is a predicted model, not a curated record.